AUGGCUCCGAAUGUUGAUCCUGCAAUAAUCGAGGCUCUCAAGCUCGACCCCGAACAGACCAAGAUAGCGUCACACGGCGCAUCCGGAUUUGCGUCAUCGUUCAAGCUCACGUCCGUCGUUGAUGGUCAGCCCACCAACUUCUUUGUCAAGACCGGCUCUGGGAAAGAUGCGGAAGUCAUGUUCACAGGUGAACAUGAAUCGCUAAACGCGAUUCACAAUGCCGUCCCGAAUUUCUGUCCCAAGUCGUACGCCCACGGGCAGUAUCAAUCAUCACCCGGCAAAUACUUCAUGGUCACGGAUUUCCUGGAUCUCGGUUCGUCGGCGUCGGGCGGUUCUGGGCUCUCCCUGGCAGCGAAGCUUGCCAAGCUGCACACGACUCCGGCACCGAUCCCGGAAGGGUUCGAUAAGCCCAUGUACGGAUUCCCCGUGACAACGUGUUGCGGAUCGACGCCUCAAGACAACUCUUGGAAGGAGACGUGGGCCGAGUUCUACGCCGAAAACAGGUUACGCAGCAUCCUGCGCGCCGGGAUCAAGAACAACGGUUCGGACGGGGAACUGUCAAAGGCCGUGGAGACGGUAGCGAGCAGGGUCGUCCCGCGGCUGAUCGGCGACGACCACGUCAAGGGGAUGAAGCCGGUGGUGAUCCACGGCGAUCUCUGGAGCGGGAACCACAGCCGGGGCCAGAUCGCCGGGAAGGGCGGCGCGGAGGAGGUCGUCUACGACUCGUCGGCCGUGUACGGGCACUCCGAGUACGAGCUGGGCAUCAUGAAGAUGUUUGGCGGUUUCGGCGGCAGCUUCUGGAACGAGUACAACAAGCUGGUUCCCAAGGCGGAGCCGAAGGAGGAGUGGGAAGACAGGGUUGCGUUGUAUGAGUUAUAUCACCACCUCAACCAUUAUGCGAUAUUUGGCGGGGGAUACCGGAGUGGAGCGAUGGGUAUCAUGAAGAAGCUGAUUUCGAAAUACGGCUGA
Colletotrichum karsti is the source of this 969-nucleotide messenger RNA. RefSeq names its product fructosamine kinase. Lineage: Eukaryota; Fungi; Ascomycota; Sordariomycetes; Glomerellales; Glomerellaceae. The coding region runs from base 1 to 969 and encodes 322 amino acids. The record is from RefSeq and is a predicted model, not a curated record. The transcript has 3 exons.